UCAUUUGGACACUGCCGCUUCCCUGGGCAUGGCCAUCCAGAUCUGUGGCAUACCCCCUUUGAUGUGCACAUGGAAUCCCCCAGACACCCCAUGAGGCAUCUCCCUGCACGCCCCUUGACCCACACGGUGCCCUCGCUGCGUAGGGUUCCGGCGAGGCCUGGGAGGCGGCGGGGCAUUGAUAAGUGAGGGCACCAUGGGGUGGAAGCAGUAAGGAACAAAGUCCCAGUCGUUCAAGGGCAGGCCGAAGCAGCAACCAGCAGCCUGCACGCGCACACGCAUACGCAGAGAGACAGACAUCCAUAUCGAUUCACGCCCCACCUCUCACACCCUCCAUCAUACCAUGCAUGCGUCAGCGCUUGGUUGCGAGGCUUCUCCAGGUGAGGGUCCGCAUGGCAAUUUCAGUUCGUCGGGUCCCACGCAAGCCAGAGGGUUGACGAAGGGUGCGAGGGGCGUCUCUGCUCGAACCAGCUCCUCGCGCGUAUGAUUGCGCGGCUUCUGGGAAGGCGGGAGGAAAGGCUCGAAGGCUGAACCCUCAGACUCACUCUGAGAGGCCAUCGACUCGCCCUUGGCCACGGCGAUGGUGCGCAGCAUGUAGUCGCGCUUCGUCUCAUUGGUUGUCAGCGCCUGACCUUCCCAGGUGGCCUCACGCACUGCAGAAGAGGUCUGGAGGAAGGCUGCCGGCGGAGUGGAGAUUGGUGUGUUGUUGAUAUUGCUGAAGAAGGCGAGGACAGCAGAGCCACGGAGCUUCAGAAGGUCGCAGAAAUAGCGCUGUCCCCGGAAGGCUUGCGGAAUGUUGUCCGGCGGGAGGUUGAUGUCGAAGCUCCGCCCGUCUCCAAUAUUAGCGGUCACCACCAGCACACGCUCGCCGCGCGCGAAGAAGUAGAUUUCGUUCAAUACCUGAAUAAGGAAGGAGAUAGAUAACCUUGACAGACAAGAGCCCAUCAGAGGGCCCUCUGUCUUGGUCACUGACCCAGAGCUCUCUUUGCGCCCCAUCGAAGACGCCCAGGGUGCGGAGGAGGUUGAGUCGAGCAAGGAAGUGAUAUAAGGGAUGCUCUGUGUUGUAUCCGACCUUCCACAAGGCCUCGCGGCGACGGUUAUCGUCACCAUAACUAGCGUCGGGGCCUACACAUAUACAUGAAUAGGACCUCACCUCCUCGCUCCUGACAGCGAGUGUCUGUCGUCUUCACUCACUCACUUUGCGUCAUGCCCUGCUCCGUGCCAUAGUAGAUGAUCGGGACCCCGGUGGUGGUGAGGACGAAGGUGAGGGCGUUCUGAUAGAGAGUGUGAGAAGGCUCGUGCAGGAGAAAGCGGUCCUGGUCGUGGCAGUCGAUGAACACACCCAAGCUAGCCACAUCCCUGAGGCGAGUGAGCCAGCCGUCGACCAAAUGAUGAAUGGCUGCCAACACCCUAUCCAUCAUCUGUUCUCCUCGCUUGCUCACCUGAAGGUGUCUUGGAUUUGUCUGAGGAUGUUGGCCACCCCCCAGAGGGACUGACGGCGCUGGAAGGAGUUGAUCAACGCCCAAUACAAAGGGUAGUUCAGAACCUGUGGGGCCACAGACACCAUCAGAUGUGAUGUUCAUCCAUGCUUCCGUUCCUCCUUCCGCCCCUCCCUCCAUUCCUUACGGCAUCGAGCACGCGGCCGCCAUCGUGCUCAUCGUAUUGGUAUUUGGCAAAGUAGCUCAAGGCCCUGCCGCCAAUAAGCACUUCGCCUAGCGUGUAGGUGCCCGGGAGCCUCUGCACCAUCCUCUGCCAAAACCACUUGGGCACUGAUCGAGGGACGGAUGGAAACAGGGAGAGAGAGGAAAGGUCAAUCAAGCUACUCGACUACAGUGAGUAAGGAACAAUGUACUCUGUCGCUGACCAUAGGGCGUCGUGUCGAUCCGCAGACCAUCGAAGCCAAAGCGGUCGACUUGUUGAGCCACCCAGUCGAUGAGGAAAUCCUGGACGAACCAGUCCUCUGUGUUGAGGUCAGGCAGGUUGACGAGCCAGCUGCAUGCAUGCACCACACCGAGGGAUGACAAAAAAGACACUCCAUAGUUCCUCUCCUUCAGCUGAUGGUCUUAGUGACAAGUUCGCACCAUCUUUCUAUGGACUCUUGUCUGUUCCAGUCGAUCUGGCAGGGUGGAUGGUAGUGUUCCCUGCGAUCGAAAGGCCAGGAGCUGGGGGGACUGGCGUUAUAAACACCAGGGCCGUUGUGGUUGGCCACGAUGUCCAACAUCACCCAAAUGUCUUCGGAGUGCAACUGGUCAGUCAUUCUCUUCAGCUCAUCGCCGUUAGCAUCGCCGAAAAAGGUGUUGUAUCUGUUCCAAUCCUUCGUCCAGUAGCCUGCGGCCGGAGAGGCAUCCACACUUCCUUCGUCAGUUUCCGCUGGUAUCGUUCGUUACUCUUACCGUGGUAGCCACAAGGGAUUUGACCAGGGAUAGGCGAGAUCCAGAGAGCAUUGAAGUUCAUACCUUUGAUGUAGUCGAGCUUCGAGAGGAUGCCCUCAUACGUGCCUCCACAGUAAUUGCCCCACUGGCAAUGACCACUGUUGCACGAGUCGCCCGUUGCAUCAGGAUCGCGGGCAAAGCGGUCAGUCAGCACUUGAUAGAUCACUCGUCGCGAGGUCCAUUGAUCGUGGGGGGCGCCACUCGCACAAAACAGUGCCGUCAAAAACACCAGAGCGAGUGAACCUCUCCCUUGAAGUCCCAU
Molecule: messenger RNA, 2691 nt
Organism: Vitrella brassicaformis
Lineage: Eukaryota; Vitrellaceae
Source: the annotation of a GenBank genome assembly